CUUUUGCGACGGCAUCGCUCGAGCAAGGGCGCUCUGCACCCAUGGUAACGACUCCAGCGCCCAGCCAACACCUCCCGCGGCUAGCCUUAGCCACGAAAAAGACCUCCUCCGAAGACGGGGCCCUCACACGACGCGUGGCGGCCAAAAGCAGCCCUCUGCUGCUUGCAGCUAAAUUUGGCCCCCUGGCGGCGCGGCGCGGCCCAGCACACGCCCGUACGCGCUGCCGGGCUCGCAGCGGCCCGGAGCGCUUGCUAGGGCCACCGCGGGGGCCCGCGACGGCCCGAGGGCUUGCUAGCGCCACCGAGGCUCACCGGGACCGCCCGAGACGCCGCCUGCCCGACUGCUCCCACACCCCCCCUACCAGAGCUCCCGCCCACGCCGCCGCCGCGCGCCACCGCUCACCCGCCCCUCCCCCGCAGGUGCAGCUCUUCGUCUCCGCCGAGGGGCGGACCUCCACAUUGGAUGUGGACGGCGCUUUAACGGUAGGCCAACUCAAGGACGUCAUCGAAGACGAGUCCUUCAUCCCCGCGGACCUCCAGCGCCUGUCGGCCGGCGGCCGCGACCUCACGACGGGCACGCUCGAGGACAACGAGCUCGCCGACGGCUCGUCGAUCGAGCUCCUGCUGAACGUCGCCGGCGGCGGCGAGGCGUCGCGCUACAAGAAGUCGACGUCGAAGAUGCGCUGGAAGUGGAAGAAGAAGCGCACGCGCCGCCUCCAGCGCAAGCGCAGAAAGAUGCGCGCGCGCGCGAAGUAGAUCUUUUGCCCC
Pelagomonas calceolata is the source of this 767-nucleotide messenger RNA. Lineage: Eukaryota; Pelagophyceae; Pelagomonadales; Pelagomonadaceae. The record is from the annotation of a GenBank genome assembly.